CAGCAAAAUGGGUAAUGGCUCGAUGAAGCUGAACCCUCUGAAGCAGGUCAGUGGAUCGGCCAAAUCUAAAAACAAUGGAGAAUCAAGCUCGGUUCCUCAAGUCCUCAGAGUGCGAGUGGAAGAGUUAGAAACGCAGCUGAAGAAGAAGGAUGAAGAACUAAAUGCCAAAGAGCUUCAAAUCAAGCAUCUGGAGGAGCAGCUGGCCCAGCAGAAGCAGACCAUCUCGGAGAUCUCCGACACAUUGAGGAGCAAGUGUCUCCAGCUCAACAAGCUCCAGGACGCUCUGAAGAGUCAAGGGGAGCUGGGCCUCCUACCGUCACCCCUCAAGGAGAAGGUCAGUCAGUGUCUCACAGGCCUGCUCAGAGAAACACUCAACAGGAGAAAAGGAGCAAAAGCUGGAGUUUCUGCAGAGCCUUCAUCCAGAACGUAUGAUUCCAGUGGGAUUCCCAAGUUCUACUUCGAGAGCGCAAGAGUCUGGAAAGAGCAGAGUGUAAAGAAGCUCCUGACAGAUGCUCUGAAUAAGAACCAGUAUCUGAGGAGACUGGAAGUGCAGCAGGUCAAAGACAUGGUGGAAUGCAUGUAUGAGCGGACAUACCAACAGGGAGAAUAUGUCAUCAAACAAGGAGAGCCCGGAAACCACUUGUUUGUACUUGCAGAUGGCAAGCUGGAUGUCUAUCAGCACAACAAACUGCUCACAUCAAUAGCAGUCUGGACCACAUUUGGUGAAUUGGCCAUCUUGUACAAUUGCACCAGGACUGCAUCAGUCAAAGCGGCCAGCAAUGUGAAGACAUGGGCUCUGGAUCGAGAAGUCUUCCACAACAUCAUGCGCAUGACUGCCGAGGCUCGACACGAGCAAUACCGCAACUUCCUGAGGAGUGUUUCACUUCUUGCCAGUCUUCCUGGGGACAAGCUAACAAAGAUUGUGGACUGCUUAGAGGUGGAGUAUUAUAAUAAAGGAGAUUACAUCAUCCGGGAGGGAGAAGAAGGAAACACCUUUUAUAUAAUUGCCAAUGGAAAGAUUAAAGUCACACAGAGCACACAGGAUCAUGAAGAUCCUCAGAUCAUCAACACCUUGGGGAAGGGGGAUUAUUUCGGAGAGAAGGCCCUCAUCAGUGAUGAUGUGAGAUCUGCAAAUAUAAUCGCAGAAGAAGAUGGUGUGGAGUGCCUCGUGAUCGAUCGAGAAACUUUUAGUCAGACUGUUGGAACUUUUGACGAGCUUAAGAAGUAUCUUCAGAGCUAUGUCGAUAGUUUGGCACGAGAUGAUAAGAAAAGAAAUGCUAAGAGGUCAGGAAGCUGCACUCCACCCAAUACACCAGUGUCACACGACAUGAUUGAGCUGAAGGAGAGAGAGAGCACCUUUGCAUCCACUAUACCCUUCACCUGCCUCGAGGCCAUUGCUACUCUGGGAGUCGGAGGCUUUGGCAGAGUUGAACUGGUGAAACUGAAGAAUGAAAAUGUGACAUUUGCUCUGAAAUGCAUCAAGAAACGACACAUUGUGGAUAACAGACAAGAAGAGCACAUUUACUCCGAGAGAAGAAUCCUGCUGGAGACAAACUGUCCUUUCAUUGUGAAAAUGUACCGCACAUACAAAGACAACAAGUAUGUGUACAUGCUGCUGGAGGCCUGUCUGGGUGGAGAGAUCUGGAGUCUUCUGAGAGACAGGGGGAGUUUUGAAGAGUACACUGCAAAGUUCUGCGUGGGCUGUGUAACAGAGGCUUUCGACUAUCUGCAUAAUAACGGCAUCAUAUACAGAGACCUGAAGCCUGAGAAUCUGAUGCUGGACACAGAUGGAUACGUCAAGUUGGUGGAUUUUGGCUUUGCCAAGAAGCUGAAGUGUGGCCAGAGGACAUGGACGUUCUGUGGGACUCCAGAGUAUGUGGCGCCUGAGAUCAUCCUCAAUAAAGGCCACGGGCUCAGUGUCGACUUCUGGUCUUUAGGAAUCCUGAUAUUUGAACUUCUUACUGGAAGCCCGCCCUUUACUGGCUCAGAUCAGAUGAUUAUAUAUACAUUCAUUCUGAAAGGAAUUGAGAAGAUGGACUUCCCGAAAAAGAUCACCAAGAGGCCUGGUGAUCUUAUUCGAAAGCUGUGCAGACAAAACCCUUCAGAGCGACUGGGCAAUCUGAAGAAUGGAAUAACAGACAUUAAAAAGCACAGAUGGUUUACAGGUUUCAGCUGGAGUGGUCUUAAAGCCCGAAAUCUGAUAUCACCCCUUAAAAGAGAGGUUAAGGGACCCACUGACCACAGUUACUUUGACAGUUAUCCUCCUGAAGAAGAAAUCCCUCCAGAUGAAAUGUCAGGCUGGGACACGGACUUCUAACUGACCCCCUCAUGCACUCAUGUGUUCAAACAAAACUCUUGUGCCGUUUGUCAUUUGCUAGCCUUUCUACAGCAGAUCCUCAGCCCACGACGCCAACAGAAGCAGUGCAUGUGCCCCAACAAUGAACUCCUUGACUGGAGGCUGAACAGCAGAGGCGGAGAGACAUAAGAAACAAAUUGUUUCGCUGUCUUCGUGUUCUCAUGCAUUGUGAUGGUAAACAUAUUUGACAGAAGCUGGACCACUGACUUGUCAAAGCAGGAUCAGCCUGUGAGAAUGAUGGGAUCGUGGAGGAUGGUGUGAAACCACUGGUAAUAUUUACCUUUGGACGUGUGGAGAGGUCUGUGGUCUGACAGGAAGGUGAGAUGUUCCUCGUUUUAGAAGCGCUGGUGAUGUCAUGUAUUUGAGCUGCUGAAGGUAAUAACCACCCGUGACUGUGACCGAAUGCCCUGAUGAGCUUUCAAAGGUUACCCUCAGCGGGCGACGGGCGUCUAGAGUCUAAAGGCCUGAUCACACCAAGAACGAUAACUUAUAGUGUUGACGAUAAAGAUAUGGCUUCAAAAGUCACUCCAGAUGUAGAGAUUACAGAGUAAAUGCCACAACUAUAACAAAAUCAGAGGAAUGAUAUGUUUAAAUUCACCUUUAAGGCCCUGGCAUACUUCAAAUGAAAUUCUGAAUAUUCUGAAUAUAUAUUCUGAAAUAAUUUCAAACAAACAUUUCAAAACAGCUCACCAGAGCUAACAUUUGCGUGAGUUUGUAUUGGCUUCUAAACAGCUUUAAGCUUCCAUUGGUCCAAACAGUGGCUCUGUUCUGGAACUCCGCCUUCUUUGACCAGCAAAUGAUUCCUAUCUCAUAUCCAUGGAGGUCAGACAGGAGAACAACAUCCAAAACAAUAACAAGUUAGCAACACGAAUAAACUGAAGGGUUGAUUAGCAGAGCUGUACAAUCACUCGCGGAGAGAUUUUAAAGAGUUGGAAGGCAUCACACACUAGAUGGCACCACCGUGUCACAUUUUGUCUUUUAAAGUUCUAAACACGGUUACAUUUAGAGUCUAUUUGCAGCAAAUAGAAAACAAUGUAAAGACGUGGCAUGCUGCGGUGGCACUUCUUGUCUGAUGUGCAGAAGGCUGUUUGCCAGAUGUUUAUGAAACUGUUCUUCUCUUUGAGCCGCCAUCAUUGUUUACACAUGAGCAGCGCAGCGCGUACCCCGCCUGCUGCAAUGCAUUGUUCGAAAAUUGUACACUUUC
Messenger RNA from Danio aesculapii, 3560 nucleotides. RefSeq names its product protein kinase cGMP-dependent 2 (gene prkg2). The transcript has 18 exons. The record is from RefSeq and is a predicted model, not a curated record. NCBI's taxonomy places the organism in Eukaryota, Metazoa, Chordata, Actinopteri, Cypriniformes, Danionidae. Bases 8 to 2317 code for a protein of 769 amino acids. Gene Ontology annotation, biological process: protein phosphorylation. Gene Ontology annotation, molecular function: cGMP-dependent protein kinase activity; ATP binding.